CCGACGUACGACAUAUUGUAAAACAACCUCAACUACUUUUCAACACUUACCUCCUGCUUAUUUACUUUUCCUCCAAAGUACAUCUCAAAACAUCCUUCAUACGACUCAUCUCCCUUUCAGCGACAACUACCACCACAUCUUUGAAACCUAUCUUGAUUUAUCGAUGGAAUCUCGCCCAAACGAAUCAACCAUGCCUCUUUCUAUCCCCGCUCGUCAAACUCAACAACAACAACAACCUGCUUCUCCUCCCAUGCACGGGAUCUCACUGUCCACUUCUCCUUCGCCUUCCGGUUCAUCACCCAUGUCCCGAUCCGGCUCUUUCGACGUCAACCCUUUGCCACAUCACCGUCUCCUCACCACUCCCGCUCAACAUCCGUGUCCACACCUGAAGGAAUUAUCGAUGGCAUUGAAGAGGGCUUGGAGUAUGGGGAACUAGUAGGAUUUGGGCAGAUUGGACACUAUGCGAAGAUACGAAGAAAGAGGAGGAAGAGGUGUAUAUAAUAAGAAAGCGCUGGGUUCGGAUUCGUUAGAAACAUUUUUGCCACAACCCCAUUCCCCUCCCCAUUAUUCGAAUCGCCACCAUCAUCGCAAGUCAUUCCUUCAUAUACCACUUUCACUGCAUGCCCCCCCUUCACUCCACCAUUCAAUAUAUCAUCUUCCCCAUUCCGUCUUUCCGAACCAUUAUCGACGUCUUCGGUCUUCCGGCAACCAACGACCACCGUCACUCACGAGUUUUCCGACAUCAAACAUAAAUUCUUGCCACAUCACUCGACGGAGGUUAUUGUGAGUGGGAGGAGGGAGACAGACGGAUGUGGGACUUUUCAAGGUUUAUUUUCCUGUUGUUUCAAUAUGCAUCUUUCGUCUCACUU
This is a messenger RNA of Tremella mesenterica DSM 1558, 869 nucleotides long. RefSeq lists its product as uncharacterized. The record is from RefSeq and is a predicted model, not a curated record. NCBI's taxonomy places the organism in Eukaryota, Fungi, Basidiomycota, Tremellomycetes, Tremellales, Tremellaceae. Bases 191 to 436 code for a protein of 81 amino acids. The transcript has a single exon.